AUUUGCUUGUCCUUCUUUCUUGUAUACUUGCAACAAAUCCCCUGACGAUUGCUCAAUUCUGUUCCAAUAAUAAUUUCACCACAAACAGCACGUACGGCAUAAACCGCAACCUAAUUCUCUCUUCCCUCCCCUAUAAUGUCACCACAAACAGCACGUACGGUGAAUUUUACAUCGCCACUGUCCCACGACUCCCACAGCAAGACUCCGACAAUCUAUGCUCCCGCACUCUGCAGGGGUGACCGUACCAACCAAAGUUGUUUUGAAUGUGUCAAUUCCUCGAUCCAGGCUAUAAUGACGAAAUGUCCAAACCAAAAAGAUGCGGUUGAUUUUGGAUCAACUUCUCAUUGUAUUACUCCCCCCAAGACAGAAGCACUCUUUUCUUUAUCUAAGACAGAAGCAAACAGAUAACGAUUCCAGAUCUGGGGGAGGGGGGCCUCCGCCUCUCCCACCGUCCUCCCCCGCUCCCCCCUGCCCUCCUCGCCUCUCCUCUCUCUCUUCGCCGUGUUCUCCAUGACCUGUAGGUUUCGGGUGGCGGCUCGUUAGGACGGCAAGGGAUCCUUCGACCAGCUUCGCCGGCGGAUGGUGACUCCUCUGUCCCGUUCCUCUUCCAUCGUCUCCAGAUCUGUUUUGUUCCUGGUCCGACGACGAGUAUAAUAAGGUGUGCAGUUGGUGUUUGCGGUUUUCGUUUUUCUUCGGGUUUUUUUUUUCAGUUUUCCUUUUCUAUCGGCGAGUAUCCCCUGUUCGAUUCUGUACCAGUCUGGGUAUUCCAGAUCUGGUGGGUGAUGGUGGUGGGCGAAUAAUACGGCGCCUAUUGAGGAAUGGUUCGGUGUUGGUGGUCUCUGGAUGUUUGUUUUGGGGGUGGUGGGUUUUGAUGGUGUUGGUGGGGUUGGUGGUGUUUGUUUGGGCUGAGUAGCAUUCGGCUGGAUGAAGACUGGUCUUCGGUCGCCAUGGUCCGGUGUUUCGACUCUCAUUCUGUUUAGGCCGGUGACUCUGUGGUUUUUGUCCAUAAGACCUGUUAGAUUCUAGUUGAUUUUGUUGUUGUUUUACCUUCAAAUUUCAGCGAUGCUUAUUUGUUUAGGGUUUGAGCUGUGGAUUUUUUUAAAUCCUCUGUAAUCUAGACCAAGAUUGGUUCUUAUGUAUCGGUGUUAUCGCGGAGCUUGCUUCGGCAGUAGGUGCCGGAUCGACAUUUAGAUUACUUUGGUUCUUUCCUGUAUUUGUUCUGGAAUUUGUUUUUGCCCGAUGGACUUAUGUUGAAUGAAUGACUCUUUUCAAAAAAAAAACUUCUCAUUGUAUUGUCCGGUUCUCUAACAAGUCGUUUUUCACAUCCAUGGACUUGCAACCGGCCAUAGUCGUGUAUGCAGGAAACAUUACAGACUGGAUCGAUGAAUUCGAUAAGACCUUGGAUGAUUUGGUCGAUGAGCUGAUAAACAGGGCGGCUGAGGGUAAUUCUUCCCUUAAGUUUGCAACGGAUGAGAAAAAUUAUACCCAGUAUCAGUAUGAGAAUAUUGUGUACGGACUAAUGCAGUGUGUCCCUGGUCUUUCACCUGGUGAUUGUACCAGUUGUCUAAGGGCAGCGGUGGAAAUUUACCAGAACGGUUAUUUGAGGAGGCCGCUCCAGCCUAACUCCGACCAGAAACCCGACGCCCAGGCAGCCAACACCACCACGCAACGCCGACCAUGUGUAAUCUUUCUAACAAUAAUUCUAUUACCCUUUCGGUUUUUUGAAUGUAGUAGAUUUGUGCCUUUCACAUCUUUUUCUUCCCUUUAAUAAGUUGGAGGAGAAAAAAAGUAGUAACGUUAUUUGUGAUUAUUGAGAAGAUAUUCCGAAAGGGUGCGGACUAUAAUCAGGAAAAUU
This is a messenger RNA of Rhododendron vialii, 1855 nucleotides long. Its product is annotated as cysteine-rich repeat secretory protein 4-like. The transcript has a single exon. The coding region runs from base 1259 to 1768 and encodes 169 amino acids. Lineage: Eukaryota; Viridiplantae; Streptophyta; Magnoliopsida; Ericales; Ericaceae. The record is from RefSeq and is a predicted model, not a curated record.